AUGCCGUACGACUGGGAAAGCGGGCUGGUAUUCGACGAGACGGUCCAACACAAGCACAAAACACAAUGCAUGGCCGAGCUCCUGGCCCGCUCAAGCCACCUCAACUCCUCCUCUACCAGCACCAAGAAAGGCACGAAUACCUUGUAUGAUACGGCGUUGCGUUUGUUACUAGCCAAAGUGGACUGUCUGGAGAUGGACGCUCUGAAGCACAUUCCCGGUACAUUGCUUGGCCGCAUCUGGAAUGCCGCAGUCCGCUCCUCUUCGAGUAGCUUCAUCUUAUGGAAACACCUAGCCAGGUCUGGUCACUUCAGCAACAGGCAUUCGAAGACCGUGACAGCAGGCUGUUCAAAUUGCAAUCCAUUGGACCUUGGAGCUAUUAUGCCACUCAUCAGCAGCCCGUCGCUGAGCUGGGUCACUCACCUGAGCUUGGAGACAAUACAACUUUCCACGUCGGAAUUGACGAAACUAGCGGACUUGACGAGUUUGCGGACUCUGUACCUUCGAGUUGGACCGCAUCAGGAGCCUUUCCCUGUUGACAAUAUCAUUCGUGCCUGGGCUGCGUCAGCCAAGGGGUGCAAAGCCUUUGGUGUCUUGCAAAUGAUGUUUCUGGAUGUUUCGAGGCCUCUCUCGACGUGGACCUUUCACUACCUGAAUGCCUUCCCUGCCUUGGACACGUUCGCGCUUCGAACGACAUCUGAUCAAGGUCCCCUGGAGUUGCAAGCAGAUGCUUACGGAUGGCAUGGAAGAGAGAAGUCAAAAUUCCUUCGUCAUGCGCGCAAGUGGCUACGAGCUCGCAGCGAUGAUGAGCGCAGCCGUUGUUACUGGAGUGACUGUGUGCUGUCAUUCGUGAAGAAACAAGAAGAUCUCAACGUUGCAGGAGAUCUUCCACGCUUGCAGGUACGUUGCGGCGCCCCACACGGCGGAAUAUUCAGCUGCGACGAGCUUCUCUGCUUCAAGAGGGACUGGGAAUGGGUAGGACCUGCACCUCCGUCGAAAGCCGAAGUCGACAAGGGCCGUGAUGGUGUCGAGCAGCCGACGAAGAGGCGUAAGCUCAAGGCCAGCAAACGGCGCAACCUCGACGACCUUCUUGCUGGGUUCUGA
Molecule: messenger RNA, 1101 nt
Organism: Zasmidium cellare ATCC 36951
Lineage: Eukaryota; Fungi; Ascomycota; Dothideomycetes; Mycosphaerellales; Mycosphaerellaceae
Exons: 3
Coding region: 1-1101 (366 amino acids)
Source: RefSeq, a predicted model, not a curated record